AUGUCAUCCGCCCCCUCAAACCUCAACAUCGAGACCAAAAACGUCCAAACCGCCCCCGGCGUCACCCUCUCAGAGCAACAAAACACCAUCGUAGGCUCCGUCCUCGACCUCUUCGCGGGCCGCCCCUCGCUCCCCAAACUGCAACUCUGGCGCGACGACGCCACCUUCACGGACCCCAUCACCAUCGCCGAGGGACGUGAGAAGUACUCUGCGCAAUGGUACGGACUGCAGAGUGCGUUUAGCGAGAUCGAGAGACUCAACCACCAGGUUAAGGAUGCGGGGAACCCGAUUCUGAUGGAUUUGAGGACGAGAUAUGUUAUUAAGGGGCUGAAUAAGGAGCAGUUGAUUCAGAGUGUUGUUGCUAUUCAUUUGGAUGAGCAGGGCAAGAUUAAGAAGGUCGAGGAUAAGUGGGAUGGCAAGUUGCCGGAUAGCAGUAUUGCGAACGCUUUCCGUCACUUGAACGCUGUCAGCGUACCCAAGUUCGUCGGUGUACCAAAGAACGACGAGGAGGAUGCGAAGAGGGGAAACCAGUAG
Molecule: messenger RNA, 534 nt
Organism: Alternaria incomplexa
Lineage: Eukaryota; Fungi; Ascomycota; Dothideomycetes; Pleosporales; Pleosporaceae
Exons: 2
Coding region: 1-534 (177 amino acids)
Source: RefSeq, a predicted model, not a curated record